Molecule: messenger RNA, 354 nt
Organism: Chenopodium quinoa (quinoa)
Lineage: Eukaryota; Viridiplantae; Streptophyta; Magnoliopsida; Caryophyllales; Amaranthaceae
Product: chorion class high-cysteine HCB protein 13-like
Exons: 1
Coding region: 1-354 (117 amino acids)
Source: RefSeq, a predicted model, not a curated record
AUGAAAACAUAUGCUACAGUAGUGCUGAUAGUAUUAUGCAGCUUACUUCCUCUAUUCCUAUAUUUGCUUCUAAUAAUAAUAUUAUGUGUAAAGACAAGGAAACGGAAAAUUUCUGCUUCGCGAAGAAAUAUUGCUGCUGCAAAUGGUGAUGUCGAAAUUGGGAGAGGAACAAAUAGUAGAGGUGUAAAAGAUGGUGAUAUGGUCAUUUUAGCAGGAGAUGGUGGUCGUUCUAUGGCUCCUGCUGAUAGUAAUAUUGGAACUGAAGACGACGAUUGUUGCUGUUGUGGUUGUGGCGGUGAUGGUGGUGGUGAUGGUGGUGGCGGAUGCGGUGGCUGUGGCGGUUGUGGUGGCUGA